CAGACAUGAAGAUGAAGGUCCAGGUGAGAUCUCUCACCCUGCUCGCUGUGGCUGUCCUGCUGGUCAGAUCUCAGAACCAGACUGAGACCAGGUAUGAAGACAUCAUCUCAGUUGCUUUGCCUCAGCUGCUUCCUAGGGAAGAGCAGGCUUUCCGUCCAAUUCUGAACCAGCUCCAAGUCGAGACUUUGAAUACAGAGGAUGUGGACCAGUCUGAGGUGUCUGUAAGGCUGAGCUUCCCCAUGCAGGAGACUUUCUGCAGUAAAUCACAGGGGCAGCCAGGCAAACCAUGCCCUCUGAAGAAAAAUGGUAAACUAAUGAUGUGCAGCAUGAAGGUCAGACAUCCGAUUCUGGAGGCUAGCAACAACCUGAACACCGACCUGUCUAAUUUAUUUUGUGAAUACAUGGAGGCUAUGCAGCAGAAGAUUCGUACAAGAAGAAGCAAAGCCAGAAUAUGCUCCAGAGGCAAAGAUUGCAAAUUUCGCAGCAACAGUCGUCACGGGAGUGGCUCUCGCCUUGGGGGUGGCUCCUUAAUUGGUCGUCCUGGGGGUGGCUCUCGCCUUGGGAGUGGCUCCUUAAUUGGUCGUCCUGGGGGUGGCUCUCGUCCUGGGAGUAGCUCCUUAAUUGGUCGUCCUGGGGGUGGCUCUCGCCUUGGGAGUGGCUCCUUAAUUGGUCGUCCUGGGGGUGGCUCUCGUACUGGGAGUGGCUCCUUAAUUGGUCGUCUUGGGAGUGGCUCUCCUCCUGGGGGUGGCUCUCGUACUGGGGGUGGCUCUUUCAUUGAUGGAUUUAUCAGAGAUCACCGUGAUGGAAAUCGCUUUGCAUAGAUCAGCACGAUACAACCUCUGGUUAACUGCAAAUAACCCAUCUAUCAAAGAAAUGUCAUAAGGUUAUUUAUCUUCUUUUUUUUGUAUCAACGUACCUACUCUUACAUGCCAAUUGUUGAAUUUUAUGAAAAUUACUUCCAGAUUAUGUUUACGCCAAUAAACUGCAAAAUAAGUUUACAAAAGAUAAUGUCUGUAAAAUGUGUUAUUUAUUUCAUGUUUCAUGGCAGUUCAGGAAUUCAGUUUUUUCAAAGUUUUUGUGUUUAUUGUUCAUUAUGCUGUUUCAAAUAAAUAUCUAUACUCUUGUCAGAUCUAUUAGGUCGGCAGUUUAACCUUUGCUGAAACAUCUAGGACCGAACACAGAUUCAAGUAAGAGUAAUUAGUACGUGCCCGCCUAGGAACCCGAAAUGUAAGAGCCAUAAUACAAGAAAGAGCAUUUUGCUACUUUUAAGAUAUUAUGUACACAAAUACAUGUGCCACAAUGGAGUAAUUUUGUUCACAGUGAAGAAAACAGAAUUGCAGUGCA
Salvelinus sp. IW2-2015 is the source of this 1344-nucleotide messenger RNA. RefSeq names its product keratin, type II cytoskeletal 2 epidermal. The transcript is spliced from 4 exons. The record is from RefSeq and is a predicted model, not a curated record. Lineage: Eukaryota; Metazoa; Chordata; Actinopteri; Salmoniformes; Salmonidae. The coding region runs from base 6 to 821 and encodes 271 amino acids.